AUGAUUGUGAACAUCUACGAUAACUACCUACGAUAUGACACGUUCCACUUGAAAACAGUGUGGGGUUUGAGAGAGAGAAACCAAGGGAGAAAAAAACACACAGACUGCAAAAAUCUCUCUAAAGGGGUUUACAGCGAGAGAGAAGAACUGGUUCUAGAGCGAGAGUGUGAGAGGGAGAGAGAGAAAGGAGAAGAAGAGCUGGGUUUUAUGUCGGCAGGUUCAUUGAAUCUGAUUGGGGCUCCAUUGAAGCUCUGUAUUUCUUUUGCGUUGUUCAUCUGUUCUUAUCUCUGCUGUUUCACUCAGCAGAGUCUUCUUCUCUGUGUUCCGACUGUUUCGAUGCGUUUGAGGCCAAAAAGGACUUGUUCUGGAGUCGAGUGUUUCGGUGGUUUUCACAUAAAUAGCUUUGGGCAUGUUUUGAGGCUGCAAAAGCCGCCGGAGUUUUGA
This is a messenger RNA of Lactuca saligna, 444 nucleotides long. The record is from the annotation of a GenBank genome assembly. NCBI's taxonomy places the organism in Eukaryota, Viridiplantae, Streptophyta, Magnoliopsida, Asterales, Asteraceae.